UGUAAAUUUCUCUCUUCCCUCGGUGAUAUUUCAUUUUUGGCAAAUCUUCAUUCACGACAAGUUCUGCUAAAUUCAUAAACUGCUAAAAAUGAUAAUUAUAUCAAAAUGCACGGUUGUUUACAAUCCCGCUAUUAUAUACUGUGUUACGUAAACAUUCAGUUGGUAAUCUGUAGCGGGAAACAUUUUAAUUAAUUAAGCGAGCGUUUUAGAUAGGAUAAUUUUGUCGUUGUGUUAAACAAGUAAGAUUACAUUAUAAACGAAUCGUAAGGUACAUAUUAGAAUAUGUUUAAUGUUGGAUUAUCCCACAGCGGAUUAGCAAGGGCUCAAAAUCUACGGAUUACCUCAACAUGGUGUUAAAAGUGUACGGACUGAAUUGUACGGCAGUGUGAAAUUACGUGACGCCGUGAACAAAGUGGAUUUAAAGUAUACGUAAUAUUUUUGUGGGGAAACAAUACAAUUUACAAUAGAUAAUAAGUGUCACAUUUUUAGUAGGGCCACGUGUGUAUAUUGAAUGUUAAGAUGCGUUGAAAAAAAAAGAAAAAAAGUUAGUAUACAAAAAUGUGAAAAUAGAAAUACACGCAUAAAAGUAGACCAUAGAUUUAUGAGAAAAUAUUAUUAAUCUAAUAGGUACAUGGAAUUUAAUCGGAGUACGGUUUUCUGUCACUUAUAUUUUCUGUCACUUUAGUUCUAUUAUAGAAGUAACAAAAAAAUUAAAGACUUUAAAACAAACCUAUAAUAAUGUGAAACAAGUAAGACACACAGUGUUCCUAAUUGGUAUAGGAUAAUUAUAUAUAUUAAUUUUAAUGUUUCUAAAAAUAUGUAAACACAUUGUUAAAAACAAAACAGCAGUGAUAUGUGAUGACAAAAUUCAUUCAUGAUGAAUACUGGUGGAUAUUACGGGAUAUGAAUUCCCGACGACAGUGGUGAAAAUUUGAAAUUAAAUUUAAUAUUAAAAAUGACUUCCUUUGUAUAAAAGUCUGUGAUAAAAUGUUACUUAGAUCUUGGAUAUGCCUGUUAAUAUUCCCGUAUAUGGCUGCGUCGGCGUCGGCGAAUUCCAUGUCGGUGUCCCAGAUUCAGGAGACAGGGAAGGUUUUAUUUCGGGCGUUACGUGACAGUGAGUGCAAGGUCAAAUGUAAAAGUCGGAGACCCAGAAUAAUGUGCGGAUCUGACGGAGUAUCAUACCAUUCCAAAUGCGAAGUAAAACGAGCACGAAGAUGCGAGGGCAAAAACGUCGUCAUCAGAUGGAAGGGGAAAUGUGCAGAUGAAGAUGUCCCUAUGACGAAAUGUUUUCAAGAAAGAGAGGAGGCCAUGACGUCCGUCAGCAAAGGUGACGUCAAAAAUGUAUUUAUCCCAGAGUGCAAUGCAGACGGUACUUAUGCGGAAGUUCAGUGUCAUAGCGCUUCCGGUUUCUGCUGGUGUGUAGAAUCCGACGGGAAACCUUUCCCGAGAACGUCUACUAAAGAUGAUAGACCUAACUGUAAAGAUAAACAGAAAAGAAAUCCACGGCCGCCCAAACCGCCAAAACUUCCAGAUAACGGAGGAAAACCUGGUCGUAAGAAACCCCCAAAACCCGAAAAAAAUAAAUCGAAAAGAUGUUCUAGUCAUGAAAGGAAAAAGUUUAAUUCUAAUUUAGUAAGAGUGUUUACUGAAGAAUACAAUAGGUCCGUAAAGGCUUUUCCAAAUACCAGACCAAACGAGUUGGAUCCACUAAUGGAACCUUUAGAAAAACAAGUUGUGGAAUGGAAAUUUUCACAUUAUGACAGUAAUAACGACGAUCUCCUACAACGUAAAGAAGUUAGUGCGCUUAGACGCUUAGUUAAAAAGUUUAUUAAACCUAGAAGUUGUGCAAAACGUUUUUUAAAAUUCUGUGACAAGGAUAAAGAUAAGCUUAUAAAGAGACAGGAGUGGUCGAUCUGCCUUGGUGUGGAUAUAAAUAUUUCUUUUCGCUUGUUUGUCUCUCUCAACUCAGACGACCAGGACAAGACUACGCAUGCGCCGGAAGUGAAAACAACAGGUGAAAGUUUAGACUUAAAUAAGCUUCUAACUAAGAAAUCAUCUUCGUCAUCAUCAUCCUCAUCAUCUAACAACGGUAGGUCAGACAAGGGCGAGAUCGAGAGACCGGCCUUCCCCUCGCUCCCCAUCAACGUUGAUAAAACAUGGACUGAAGCCAUUCGUCCUACGCCUAUCAAGGAACCCAGACCAAAUAAACAGGCAAAUGAUUGUCGGACAGACAGGGAAUCUGCUUUAGAACAAGAAAAAGACAACCCGAAAGCAGGUAUUUUUGUUCCUAAGUGUACACCGGAAGGGAAGUGGAGUCGCGCGCAGUGCCAUGACGCAACCGGAUAUUGCUGGUGUGUGGAGGAAAAUUCGGGGCGUCCUAUUACUGGAACAUCCACACAUGGUGAACAUCCGAAAUGUGAUUUUGAUGCUGAAAGAAAUAUACCAGGAUCUGUCUCCAUAGGAUGUUCAUACGCAGAGAAACAGAACUUCCUGGCUGAUCUUCUCGCCACACUGACCCAGGAGAUGGCCCAGUAUGCACUCAACAACAGAACUGAUCACAGUGCUUUGGUUGUAGACCCUAACCAAACAGUACACGAACGUGCGGUCCACUGGAAAUUUAACGUUUUGGACACCAACAAAAAUCAGGAUUUGGAAAAUUCAGAGUUGGAAAUUUUCCGAGAAACGUUGAAGAGUGCACAAAAGAAGGCGACGAGAAAAUGUGCUCGCAAAUUCGUGCGUUUUUGUGAUGAGGAUGGAAAUAAGAAAGUUUCAAAGCAAGAAUGGGUCGAUUGCAUGGGAAUAACACGAAAUAUCAGUAUCAAGCUGCCAUCGCACCCAAAGAGAACAGGGCAGAAUCCAUUUGACCAGUAUUUAAGAGAUACCUAGUGUUUAAAGGCAUUUAGUAUUAUAUUACAGUUAAAUAUUUAAGACAACAACAUUGUUGAAUAAGUGAUAUUUUAAAACUGUAUUUUGUCAAAAACAACAUUCAGCUCUUCAGUUGGAGAUAGAAAAAGACAUUCGUGUAGCUGUCCUUGCAAUGCCAUUGCAACAAUUAUGGCUGUUUUGUGCCUAUUGACGUUGGAGCGUUAUGACAAUGGAAUUGUCGGAAGGAAAAUCAACAUCGUUCAUUUCAUUUCUUCGCAAAUGUUAGAUAAAUCUGACGUCACUUAUAUUUUACAGUGAAAAGUGAUCUGGAAACAUUUUAUCUUAGUAAAUAUUAAAAUAACAACACAUGUGUACUCGCAAUUACGCCAAUGCCACAGUGUCCGUUGUGAUCGGGAAUAUUUCAUGCCAGAAACUUAAUAUUGCAGACAUUUUGCAAUGGGCAUGUCUAGGUAACUAUUUCAGUGAACUUGCAUCCAUACUUUUAUCUUAAGACAGAAACUUGUUACAUUGAUGUCAAGGUUAAUGUAACGAUGCUUGUGAUCUGGUGUUGUCCAAGGAUAUAUAAUAGUGAAAUAUGCGGUAUAUAUCUUAAAGAAAAUUUGACAGUGUUGUGUAACGUCGGUGACAAAUCUAUAUCUAGUUUAUAAAGUUUAUAUUUUCAGUUUUCGUCCGCACAAGCAAACAUAUAUCUGUGGCGCUAUUAAAUAUAUUACUUUCAAGCCUCGAGACGACAAUUUUACUGUACUUUGUGCACAGUGCAUGUUUACCGUUUAAUAAAUCAAAUAAAUCUUCGGACGUAUGCACUGAUGACAAAAUUAUUCUGACAAGGAAUUUAGAGAAUUGUGUGUGAAUAAAUAUGUUCUGACAAUAUUUCCAGUUUUUGGAAUGCUUGAUAAUGAAAAUCAUUUACCAUUUACAAUAAAUUACAUUUAAGCAUAUGUUACAGUAGUUCACGAUAUGAAAUUGUGCUUAGUGCAUUAGUACAGUGGAUUAAUUUAUCCUGACGAAAAGUAGACAUUUAGAAUACAGUCUACCUGCCUGACAAGACCAUCUAUGGUAGUAGGCCGUUAUUGGCAGGUUUUUAGUAAGGUUAUGUGUACACUUUAAAUGAUCAAAAGGGAAACUAAAAUGCUGGUCUUAAUUACGAAAGACCGUAGGCACAUUUAAACUUUAUAAAUUCACGAUUUAAACGUCAUAAAUUCAUGAUUUAAACUUCAUGAAUUCACGAUUUCAGCUUCACGAAUUCACGAUUUCAACUUCACGAAUUCGUGAAUUUGAAAUCGUGAAUUAAUAAAGUUUAAUUCCUGAAGUUUAAUUCGUGAAUUUGUGAAAUAAAAAUCAUGGAGCUAAAAUUGUGAAAUGGAAGUCGUGAAUUCUUGGAGCUAAAUUUGUUUAUUCGUGCAGUUGAAAUAUGAGUUCUAGAAGCUCACCUCGUGAAUUCGGUAUGUUGAAAACGUGAAGUUAAAAUUGUGAAGAUGAAAUCGGGAAUUCAUGAAGUUGAAAUGUCCCCACAGGUCUUUCGUACCUAACCAUUAACCUGCUGAAUUUGAUUUGUGUCAUGAAUUUGCCAUGCUUUGAAAUUGGAACAGGUCAUUUGUAUUGUUGGGUUUCAAGUCACGCCGAAACUGUAAUUGUCAUAUAGCAAAAUACCAGCAUGACUGGUAGGGGAAAACCUCAGAUGACCCUCCGAGCAUUAUAUCAGGCAGAGCGGACACCCGAGUAGAACGACCAUUCAAACUUUAGAUGAUUAAAAUUAAAACACAAAAAAAUUGAACUCCCUACAAUUAAGAGUCUGGUGAGAAUGCACAGGAAAAUCCUGGUGAGAAUGCACGGGAAAAUGACUUUCGGUUCUAUCAGGUCAAGGUUGAGUGUCGGGUUUACUGCCUAUGGUUAAGAUCUGAGGGUUGUUUUAAAAACAGGUUUGACAAUACUGAAAAUAGUGAAUUUGAAUUUUCUGGUGGCAAUGCUUUAAAAUGUACAAAAAAUUUAUUAUAUAUUACACAAUCAUUUAUUGACAUUGUUAAAUUGAUUUCAUAUAUAUGUAUAAUGCUUUAGAAUUUUUAAAAUUCUGUGGUGAUAUUGUAAUCGGUAAGGUUGGAGGUGAUACUCCCUAAAAAUGCCACAUGUAAAAGUGUCACAUUUCAGUUAAAUGUGACACAAACUUCUGUCAUUUUUUCAAUCAUAUUUUGUUUAGGAAAUAAUUAUAGCUCCGCUGUUUUAUUUAGAAAUAUUUACCAUGUCAUGUGAAGUGUUAUAUUGUGUCAAAUUGACUUUCUUGGAACAACAUGUCACAAUUAAGGUAAUACUUGUGUAAUAUUACUUCACACAGUGUCAUAUGGAUUAUAACUUAAAAUAAUUUAUUUCCUCACAAGUAAUGAGAAGAAAAAUUGAGCCGUGUCACGACAAAACCAACAUAAUGUGUUUGCGACCAGCAUGGAUCCAGACCAGCCUGCGCAUCUGCGCAGUCUGAUCAGGAUCCAUGCUGUUCGCUUACAAACUCUAUAACAAGUAGAGAAACUGAUAGCGAACAGCAUGGAUCCUGAUCAGACUGCGCGGAUGCGCAGGCUGGUCUGAAUCCAUGCUGGUCGCAAAGCCAUUAUGUUGGUUUUGUCGUGACACGGCUCAAAUAAUGACUACCAUUUCCUUGAAUUUAUUCAUAAUUCUUAAUUUAGUUUUGAGAAAGUAUUAAAAAGGUAUAUAUCCUUAACUCUUACACUUCUUUAAUAGAUUCUGCCAGCUUUGAAUUUGGAACAGUUCAUUUGAAAAUUAAGUAGGUUUAAUAUAAAACUACGAAAAUUGAUCUACCAACAGAAUCGAGCCUGGUUAGACUGCCCAGAUGGAAAUCAUGGCCUGGCUCUGUACUGAUGGCAAAGACUAAUAACUUUUGGCUUCAGCAAAUAAAGGGUAAAAUCUUUCAUAAUGCUUAGUUUAAAAAAAAAAUGCUUUCAAAACAGGCCUGUCACUUGCACAGGUUAAUGUCAAUUACAUGUAGCUAUUCCAAAAAGUCAUCUAUAUUAACAUUGAAAAAUUUUGAUUUUGGCAUUUUAUAUUUUGUGUAAUAAUCAUUACCCUUCUGAAUUGUGCAGUGGCCUAGUCCAAAUUUAAGGCAGGUGAGUCCAUUAGUAAUCUAAGGGCUUUCAAUAUCAAAAUGAAAAAAAAAUGAACAGCCAACUGUAUUGCCUAGAUAGGCAGCAUGAAUUGUAAAGCCUAGUAAAAUGGCUGACCUAGCUCUGGCUUCCAGGUUGAAAGUGUUAAUAGUUGAAAGUUCAAAAAUAAAUGUAAGACAUAAAUUCAAAACCAGUUCCAGUACCAGUGGGUGUUGUUUUUUGUUAUUGUUGUUUUCAAAAAUGUUUUUCUUCAUGGAGUGACAGGCUGUCAUAGUUACAGAACAAAUAAAGUUUUCAUAAAAAAAUUAAAUUUAUAAACUGCAGAGCAAAACCUACUUCAAGGACUUUAUACUAAAUUAUUUAACUUUAAAGGCAUAAAUGACAUAGAUUUCUAGUGAUAAAUACAGUGACUGUUACUUUGUUAUUAUUGUAUAGCAUAAGAAUUUAUUCUAUGGUGUUCUUUUAUGGCCAUAACCUUCUUUUGAAAUUUGUUAAGAUGACCAGUAUCAAGCAUAAUUAUAGAAAUAAUAAAAUUUUGCCACUUA
Messenger RNA from Ruditapes philippinarum (Manila clam), 6538 nucleotides. Its product is annotated as SPARC-related modular calcium-binding protein 1-like. Bases 988 to 2886 code for a protein of 632 amino acids. The transcript has 13 exons. Gene Ontology annotation, cellular component: basement membrane. The record is from RefSeq and is a predicted model, not a curated record. Gene Ontology annotation, molecular function: extracellular matrix binding; heparin binding; protein binding. Gene Ontology annotation, biological process: extracellular matrix organization. Lineage: Eukaryota; Metazoa; Mollusca; Bivalvia; Venerida; Veneridae.